GCAGUGUUGACGCGGCCCUGUCAUCCAUGGUAUGUCAAGUCCUGCACAGCAUCCACAUCCACAGAUCCAUCAGAUCCUGGCGCAACACUCUUGACACGGCCCUGUCAGAUCCUGCACAGCAUCCACAAUUCCAAGUACCCCUAUCCGACCACCCACACCACCAGCACCCGCCCCAUCCCACUUCCGCUUCGCCUUAUUCCCCACUUGGUCGGAUGCUGCUUCCAGCGGCAUUUUGAGCUCAAAGCACUCUAUCGAGCUGAAG
Closterium sp. Yama58-4 is the source of this 262-nucleotide messenger RNA. The record is from the annotation of a GenBank genome assembly. Lineage: Eukaryota; Viridiplantae; Streptophyta; Zygnematophyceae; Desmidiales; Closteriaceae.